Messenger RNA from Fusarium redolens, 1638 nucleotides. RefSeq lists its product as uncharacterized. Lineage: Eukaryota; Fungi; Ascomycota; Sordariomycetes; Hypocreales; Nectriaceae. Gene Ontology annotation, molecular function: pyranose oxidase activity; FAD binding. Bases 1 to 1638 code for a protein of 545 amino acids. The record is from RefSeq and is a predicted model, not a curated record. The transcript has 8 exons.
AUGGUCCACAAGCCUACCCCCAGUCCUAGCUCUGCUAGCGACACCGUUCGCUGGGAAGAGACUGAUGUUCUCAUUGUUGGCUCCGGUCCAAUCGGUGCCACCUUCGCUCACACCCUCGUCAAGAAGGGCAUCAAGGUUACCAUGAUCGAUAUCGGCCAACAGGAAACUCGACGCAUCGGUGAUCAUAAGAAGAACAGCGUUGCAGUCCAGAAGGAUAUCAGCUUGUUCACCAACACUGUUAAGGGAGAAUUGCACCCACUCUCUGUGCCAACCAAUACGGCACGACCUGUCAUGGAACCAGCAUCCUGGGCUCCUCGACCUACCGACUCGGCCUACGUCCUCAAUGGCCAGAACCCAGACCAGAAAUCUUACGGCAACCUUCCUGCCGCAGCUGCGACUCGUGUCGUCGGCGGUAUGGGAUCUCACUGGACAUGCUGCACCCCUCGACAGCACAAGGUGAUCGAACGCUCUGACCUUUUCAGCGAUAGUGAAUGGAACACUCUUUACGGCCGGGCUGAGAAGCUCUUCGAGAAGACCGACGAUGCUUUUGACGACUCUGUCCGCCAGAAGCUCGUCAAGCGUGUCCUCACCGAGGCGUAUCCGGAUCGUGAGAUGAAGAGCAUGCCCCUAGCUUGCAAGCGAAAGCACGAUAACAAGGAGUAUGUCGAGUGGUCUUGCACUGCUACCAUUCUCGGAGAACUCUCAAAGCCUGAGUACUUCUAUAAGGGCGAGGAACGACUGUUUGACAUGAGACCUAACACUCAGUGCGACAAGCUGGAACUGGACCUUGAUGGUCAAAUUGCUUGGGCUUUGAUCAAUGACCUUGAAACGAACCAGCCGUACUAUAUCCAUGCCAAGAAGUAUGUUGUAUGUGCUGGAGCUGUGCUAACACCCGGAAUUCUCCACAAGUCUGGACUAAAGCCGAAGCUUCCAGCUUUGGGCCACUACCUGACUGAGCAGCCGAUGGCUUUCUGUCAAGUCGUUCUCGAUAGGACAUUGGUCAACAGUGUCGAGGGCGAAGAUGUCGUCAAAGCGCACAGAGAAAAUCAUGGAAAUGAUCCUCUCCCUUUCCCUUUCAACGAUCCGGACCCUCAGGUUUAUUUCCCGGUGUCCGAGAAGUAUCCUUGGCACACUCAGAUCCAUCGAGAUGCCUUCGGGUAUGGAGAGGUCCCAUCCAACAUCGAUCAACGCCUUGUAGUCGACCUACGCUGGUUUGGCUACAUGAAACCUGAUCAAGAAAACUGUGUCACAUUUUCUAACAAGACGAAGGACCAAUUUGGGAUGCCUCAGCCAACCUUCAACUUUGUCUUGGACGAGGAGGCUGAAGAGCGUUGCAAGCGAAUGAUCACCGACAUGAUAGAGGUUGCUAGGAAGCUUGGAGGUUUCCUUCCCGGUGCAGAGCCCAAGUAUCUCGCUCCUGGAUCCGCCCUUCAUAUCUGCGGCACAUACCGCGCGGGAAGCACUCCAGCUGACAGCGUUGUCAACAAGAACGGCAAGGCUUGGGGUGUCAAUGAUCUUGUUCUUGGAGGUUGCGGUGUCAUUCCUACCCAGAAUGCUUGCAACCCUACUCUCACUGCUGCUUGUUUCGCUCUUGCAGCUGCUGACAAGAUCAUUGAAGAUCUUCACGUCGACCAGUGA